Erigeron canadensis is the source of this 717-nucleotide messenger RNA. RefSeq lists its product as uncharacterized. The transcript has a single exon. NCBI's taxonomy places the organism in Eukaryota, Viridiplantae, Streptophyta, Magnoliopsida, Asterales, Asteraceae. The coding region runs from base 1 to 717 and encodes 238 amino acids. The record is from RefSeq and is a predicted model, not a curated record.
AUGGAGAACUACAAUGCACAAGUGGAACAUCAUAGACGACCGCAUCAGUUGACGUCCAAAUGGAGGAAAAUUCGAGCUUCGGUUUCCAAGUUCAAUGGCAUUUGGUCCAAGUACGAUGAUAACCGAAUUAGCGGAGAAAACGACUCCCAAGUGAUGGAAGAGGCGCGAUCCGCCUAUAAAACCGAAGUGGGUGUCGCGUUUAAUAUGUAUGAAUGUUGGUUACUUUUGAAGGAUAAGUCGUUGAUUCUCGCGCCUUCCACUGUGGACGUUAUAGGUCGUAAUAUGCAAAACAGGAAACCGGGAGUCCGGCCGAGUGAUGAGCCGCUUAAUGUUGAAAGUGAUGAGGAUGUUCCCGCCUAUGAACCCGUCGAUCUUGGCACCGAAAAUGAACUCUUCGGGUCCGACACGUAUGCGCGUCCGGCUAAAGCAAAGACCCCCCGGACUUCCGUGUAUUCCGAUGCGGGUUCAGAUUGGUCAACAUCCGACAUCGCCGCCCGACUUGAGAGGCACUGUAACACCCGACAGAAGAUUAUGGAGUCCCAAAAGGAGUCCCCCGCUUUCAUUCGCGAGGAAGAAACGAAACGGAUGAUGUAUAUGACCCUUUCUUUCAUGGGGACAACCGAAUUGGACAAGGAGGAGAAGAGGUUCAUUAAAGACCCGAAGAAGAAGCUGAUGGAAGAGUAUGCUGGCAUCAUCCGAGGUCCCAGCGGUGUUUAG